UGCCGGCGGGCUGUCACCCCCUUUCUCCGCGGGGUCGCUCGGAGCAGCCCCGCCAUGGAGGCGGCCACGCCGGGGGAAGUCAGUGUACAGGAUGAGGCUGUGGACAAAAGCACCUUUAAGAAAUGCAAUCAGAUUGCUUUUUACAGGCGUCAGAAACUUUUAUGUCCUGGAAAAUCCUCGUAUCAAGCAUUGUUGGAUUCAGUCACAUUAAGUGAUGAGAAUGUCAAAUUCCAAAUUAUUCAUGAGGAGAAUAAGGUUCUUCUACAAGUAGAAAUUUAUGAAAUAGAAGGCAAUAUUUUCAGGCUUAAAAUUGAUGAGGCUUCUCCUCUCAGAGCAAGAUACAAAGUUCCUGAUGUUCUUAUAAAGGAACCUACCACCCAGAGACUGUUCAUAUCCCACAAGGAGGCAGGUAUUUUGGUGCUGUCAAGUGCUAAUGGGGACUACAAACUUCAAGUCACAGCAAAUCCCUUCCAGGUUGAGCUGCAGUCCAAGGGUGAGACUGUUAUGAGCAUGAAUUCCAAUGGGUUGUUAUAUUUUGAGCACCUACAGCCACCUCCCAGUGAUAGAAAAGCUACAGCACAAAAUGAGGAGGCAGCAAGUGAUUACUUUAAGGAAAAACAAGAGGACCUAGGUCUCUGGCAAGAGAAAUUUGGCAGUUUCUUAGACAUCAAAGCUCAUGGUCCCAGUUCUGUAGGCGUGGACUUCUCUUUACAUGGAUAUGAUCACGUUUAUGGGAUACCACAACACACAGAAACACUUCUUCUCAAAAACACCAGUGAUGGUGAUGCCUACCGGCUUUAUAAUUUGGAUAUCUUCGGCCAUAAGAUACAUGACAAAAUAGGCAUUUAUGGUUCAGUGCCCCUUCUCUUAGCACACAAGCCUAACAGAACUUCAGGAAUCUUCUGGCUGAACUCUUCAGAAACACUGGUGGAUAUUAGUACAAAGGCAGUAGCUGAGCACAUGUCAUCCACAUCUGCUGCAGAGACUGCUAAGCAGAGAGCAGUGCCUCUAACUGAUGUACGCUGGAUGUCAGAAAGUGGAAUCAUUGAUGUUUUCCUGCUGAUGGGACCCACUGCCUUUGAUACCUUCAAGCAGUUUGCACAACUGACAGGCACUCAAGCCCUGCCCCCCCUUUUUUCUCUGGGCUACCAUCAGUGCAGGUGGAAUUAUGAGGAUGAGCAAGAUGUCAAGGCAGUAGAUGCUGGCUUUGAUGCACAUGACAUUCCUUAUGAUGUGAUAUGGCUGGACAUAGAGCACACAGAUGGCAAGAGGUAUUUUACUUGGGACAAAAAGAAAUUCCAGAACCCCAGAAAGAUGCAAGAACAUCUCAAGAAGAAAAAACGCAAGCUUGUCGUCAUUGUAGAUCCACAUAUUAAGGUUGAUCCCACGUACACCCUGUAUUCACAGGCAAAAGACAAGGGAUAUUUUGUGAAAGACAGAAAUGGGCAAGAUUUUGAGGGCAUCUGUUGGUCAGGUUCCUCUUGCUACCUGGAUUUCACCAAUCCUGAAGUGCGAAAAUGGUAUGCAGAUCAAUUUGCCUUCAAAACAUACAAGGGAUCCACUAAUAUCCUCUUUGUAUGGAAUGACAUGAAUGAGCCUUCAGUCUUCAAAGGGGCAGAACUAACAAUGCAGAAAGAUGCUGUGCACUACAAUAACUGGGAGCAUCGGGAAGUACACAACCUCUAUGGAUUCUAUCAGCAAAUGGCAACUGCAGAAGGACUCAUCAGACGUUCUUCAGGAAAAGAGAGACCAUUUGUCCUCACACGAUCUUUCUUUGCUGGAUCACAGAAGUAUGGGGCAGUGUGGACUGGAGACAACACAGCAGACUGGAGUUACUUGAAAAUAUCCAUUCCAAUGCUUCUUACCAUCAGCUUGGCAGGGAUUUCCUUCUGUGGAGCUGAUGUGGGAGGGUUUAUUGGAGAUCCAGAACCAGAAUUACUUGUUCGCUGGUAUCAGGCUGGAGCCUACCAGCCCUUCUUCAGAGGUCAUUCUAACAUGGAGAGCAAACGGCGAGAACCGUGGCUCUUUGGGGAGAAGAACACCCAGAUCAUCAGGAAAGCCAUUAUAGAGCGCUACGUCCUCCUGCCUUACUUAUACACACUGUUCUAUCGGGCACACACAGCGGCUGAACCAGUUAUGAGGCCUCUCUGGGUAGAGUUUCCAGGAAAAACAGAAACUUUUGAUGUGGAGUAUGAGUACAUGCUGGGAAAUGCUUUGUUGGUGCAUCCAGUCACAGAGAAAGAGGCCAAGACAGUGAGUGUUCUGCUUCCAGGGUCAAAGGAGGUUUGGUAUGAUUUCAGAAAAUUUAAACGAAUGGAAGAUGCAGGCACUCUGAAGAUUCCAGUAACACUAGAGAAUCUUCCCGUAUUCCAGCGGGGGGGCACUGUGAUCCCUCUGAAGACCACAGCUGGGAAAUCCACUGAAUGGAUGAUAGAUAUUUCUUAUGAACUCCACGUGGCCUUGGACACAGAGGCCUGUGCCGUAGGUGAGCUCUAUGUAGAUGAUGGGCAUUCAUUUCAGUACCUCCACAAGAAGCAGUUCCUGUAUCGGAAGUUCACUUUCCACAAGAACAUUCUCACUUCCAGCUGCGCAGAUGAAAGCGGACAAUACCAAACCUCAUGUGUGGUUGAGCGGGUGAUAGUUCUGGGAUUUGGAAAGCAACCCACUUUUGUGAGAGCCAGUUCCAAGGGUGGGAAAGAAAAGGAAGUGAUUUUCACAUACGAUACGAAGACCUCUGCGCUGACACUGGGAAACUUAGCCCUGAGUAUUGAUGCUGACUGGGAGAUUUGUAUCAACUGAGACACAAGUUCUUCAGAGAAGCAAUUCAUUGGGAGGUUGAGGAGAAAUAAACUGGAAACUGAAAAAAACAUUCACUUGAAUCCAAUCAAAUCAACAAAUGUUUUUUUCCACUGACACCCCCCAACGUAACAUUUCCUACAAUUUUUCUUUUAAAGCACUAAUUUAAACUCAGAUAGCUCUUCUAUUCAGCAAAAGUAAUAGCACUAGGAUUGUAUCUUUGGGGAAAUAAGCUAAAUACCAUUUGCUCCAGGCUAGCUUAAGUUAGGCAUUAAGCUUUAGUUCUGCCUUCACUUUCACUAAAAAAUCAUGAACUGAUGGGGUGAGACUGGAGCUUGUUGGUACAGGGCUUAAUGUAAGUAUUUGAAAAUCCCAUUAUUCAGAGACUGGAGCACUUGAGAUCUGGACCAGUUUGACAAGCAGCAUCAGUAGAUCCGCCAGACGCAGAGGUUAUCACCAGAGUUCUGCCUGCAAGCUGCCUUGGGAAAACAGACACAGAAGGAGCUGCCCUGUGUGAUUACAGACACUUCCCUUUUCCAGUCCUUAUGACAACACAGAAUUAGCCGGUCUGUACAGGAAAGUAAACAACGGGCUCACUGAACAUUUCAAUCACUGGAGGUGAAGUUUGAGCAGGUUGUGCCAGUCAGUUGUGCAACAGCAGAAGACAGGGACAUGACAGUGCAGAAGGCUGUCCCACAGCUGCCUUGGAAACUUGGAUUUCGAAAAGGCACAGGUCCUCAUUAACUGCAGUACUGGCUUAGGAUAGCAGCUAUACUCACAUGGAAACAUUUUCCAUGUUAUUGCUCCCCUCUAUCUGCAAGUACUACUUAAAAAAAAAAGAAAAAAGUCUUUUUUAGGAAAGAAUUGACAGUGAUGAUUGAGUGUCAUUGAUCAAAGCCAGCCCAGUGAAGCAGCUAUACUUCUCCACAUCUUGCAGCUCCUGCCAAGGUUUGGCUUCCUUUACACAUGUUUUAGUACUGUCUUGAUCAGUUUUUAGUAUCUGGCUGAGAUUUGAGCUUGGCAUUUGUGGAGCAGUUUAAUGUUAAUGGGAUUAAUUCUACAUUUAGCCAUCCCACUUCAUGCUUAUUCUCCCAUUCUGUUACAACUGCAGCCUAAUGUUCCCCUGCUUCCUUUUCCCACCAUCUCUGCAAACAGAUCUGGUGUGUCCUGAUGCUUCCCUUGCAAAAUUAGGGGACAUCCUGAGUCCCACAUCCACUACAUCUUGCCUGUUCCUUCAGGCCUUUCCAUACUAGGCAUCUCUUUUCACAGGCUACCAUUGCUCUACGGUUUGUUUGCCCUUUCCAUUUGCUACAUUUGUAAACUACAUUAUUUUAAAACCAGUUUGCUUUGAGUCAAACCUGAACGUGCCAUUAGUUGGGUUUCUGAAUAUAAAAGGACAUAGUUUACUUAAUUUGUUUCAGUAAGAUAAAGGAGUAUUCUCUAAAAACAUCAGUAAAAUAACUCGUAGGAAACAGAAAGGGAUAGUCUCCAUUUUUGCCAACAUAACAUUACAUUAAGUUCCCUGUGCUUAGUCAGUCAUUCCCACCUGCUGCUGUUUGUCCUCUGCAGGGCAGAUUUCUGGGAAUAGCAAGUGUGAGAGCAAACUGAGUGUUCCGCUCUUGACGACUCAAGCGGAGCUUGUUCCCCACCAGACCCUUAAGUUCUUUCUUUCUUUUAAUUCUGCAGAGCUGUUUGUCAGCACCUUCUAGGAGACCGUGUGAGCCUCCGCUCCAGGAACUGGCAACAUAAAUACUGUUGUGCUUAAUGCAGAUGAGUUAAUCCAGGUAGAACAGUAGCAAAUACAUCUUUUGUGUCUGUGAAAAGAGAGACAAACUCUAUUUUUCUAUCAGCUUCUAAGCUUUAAUUGAUGAAAUAUGUUUUAAGUGUAGCAGUGCUUCUAACAGGAUAUAAUUAGUGUCUGGAGCAUUUUAAUGAAAUAUUUUAACUGCUAUUUCUCAAGUUGGAAAGUAAAAUAAAGUCAAAACAAAGCUAGUUACAUGCUUUAUUCCGUCCAAUUUUCUUUCUGCUGUUGAGAAUCACUACUGAGUCUUCUUCCAGUGGUAUCUGGUUAAAGUGAAUGCUAAAGUGACUAACUUUUAUACUCUGGCCCUCAGUAUGAUAUCUGCACCAUGAUAAGUACUCAUGGGUCAAAUUUUCACUGAUGUGAAGUGCCUAACUUCUAGGGAUUUGAAUAGGAAUGAGUUCCUGAAAAUCAUAGCAGUCACAUCUUUAGAUCUGAGGAAAUAAAUGUCAAAGAAUAUAAUUUACAUUGCUCUUUGU
Messenger RNA from Myiozetetes cayanensis, 5076 nucleotides. RefSeq names its product glucosidase alpha, neutral C (gene GANC). The coding region runs from base 55 to 2799 and encodes 914 amino acids. Lineage: Eukaryota; Metazoa; Chordata; Aves; Passeriformes; Tyrannidae. Gene Ontology annotation, biological process: carbohydrate metabolic process; N-glycan processing. Gene Ontology annotation, molecular function: carbohydrate binding; alpha-1,4-glucosidase activity. The record is from RefSeq and is a predicted model, not a curated record. The transcript is spliced from 24 exons.